UUUUAGACAUACAAUUGGUACAGUUUUUCUGAGUGUGAAAAGCUUUAAAUAUCCGUUUUCAUAUUUUUCAAUCCAAAUCACUCAUAAAUUUUUUAAUAUUUUUUCAAAUUAUAUUCAUAUAUUCAAACACAGUUCCAAUUUUCAAAUAUCAUUUUCCAACUUUUUCUCAAACUUCACAAUUUUUUUAUGUCCAAACGCCCACUUAUAAUAUUUUAUUCGCCCCAAACACCAAUUAUAAAAUACUAACAGAGCUCUGUUUUGUCUUUAGUGUAUUAUUUUUCUGCAAAAUAGGAGAAGCCAUAACAGAGUGCAACUUGAAUGGGUGAUUCUUCAAAGAUCAAACUGGAGCUGUUUUAGCUUUUUUCCUUAAAAUGCCAAUGUGGAGCUCGGAUUAAAGAAAAUUACUAGGUUUUAUGAUGCAGGAAUUUCUAAUAUAAAGUUCUUGAGCUAUCAUUGGAAGAAGGUAUUGGGGUGUGCAAUAAUUCAGUCUACUUUUUUGCAAAAGUCCUAACAUUUUCAGAAAGUUCAAGCUAUUUCAAGGAAGAAACCAAAUAUGGCUCAAGCUCUGGAAUUUCAUCGUGGGCAAAUUGAAGCUCUAAUGCGUGCAAUGUCUGUAGCAAAAAUCAUUAGAGAAGAUAAGGAUCCUUGUAUGAUUGAAGAGGGUCUCUAUUUGGGGUCUUUAGGAGCUGCCAACAAUAAAGAUGCCCUCAAAAGAUUGAAUCUAACUCAUAUUUUGACGAUUGCCAGAGAAUUAAAUCCUCCUUAUCCAAAUGAGUUUGUGUACAAAGUCCUUGCUGUACAUGACAGAGUUGAUGCAAAUAUUUCACAUUACUUUGAGGAAUGCUUCGAUUUCAUUGAAGAAGCAAAAGGACAGGGUGGCGGUGUGUUGGUGCAUUGCUUUGCAGGAAAAUCCAGAAGUGCAACCAUAGUCAUCGCUUAUCUGAUGAAAAAGCAUGGUAUGAGCCACUCCGAAGCUUUUCAGCUUGUCAAGAGUAGAAGACCAGUUGUUUCUCCCAAUGCUGGUUUUAUGACGCAGCUGGAAAACUAUGAUAAAACCCUUAAAGUGGAACCUGCUCCUUCACUGUGCCCGGCAUCGCUCAAUGCAGCCCUAACCAUCUUAAAAAUCUCACUCCACAAGCAAGUCGCCACCAAACAAAGUAAGAGGAGGAGGUCCACAGCUUCACUUGAACACUUUGCACAUGAAGCACCAGUUGACAAUAUGUAAUCCGCCUUUUUUUCCCCUCCAAGUUCUCACCUGUUGCUCCCUUUCUGCCAACAACAACAAUAACAACCACAUACCCAGUGUAAUCUCACAAGUGAGGUCUGGGGAGGGCAAGGUGUAUGCAACCUUACCCAUACCUUUGUGGGGUAGAGAGCUGUUUCCCAUAGACCCUUGGCAGGUCAAGUGAAAAACCACACUUUCUUGGUACCCGAGGAAUCCAAACCAAUAAGUGCGGAAUCUGAUUCAUCCCUCACAAGAUACUACUUACACAUUCCCAAGGACCAUGUAGCAUUGGAUAAGGACCAUAGCAGUACAUUGCAAAAUCAGCUUUUCUAUUUGGAACCUCUUCCUUGUGUGGGGUUUGAUCAAAUAAACACGGAAAGAUCCACCAGAGGGGUGAAACUUCAAUAUCUGGCAUUUGCAUGCAAAUGGCAUGACGACCGACCUAGCAAAGCUGCAAAUUCUCUCUCAAAACAGCUUGCGUCUCCAAAAAUCAGUAAAGGGCAGCCUGGUGCACUAAGCUCCCGCUAUGCGCGGUCCUGGGGAAGGGACAGACCACAAGGGUCUAUUGUACGCAGUCUUACCCUGCAUUUCUGCAAGUGGCUGUUUUCACGGAUCGAACCCGUGAUCUCCUGGUAGCAACUUUACCAGGUAUGAAUACUCCAAAUGUUACGAUGUAAUGCAAGAUUACGCACCAUCUUGUUAAUUGAAUUGAACAGUAAGAAUUGUUUGAUAAACAAUUAUAAUGAUCUGGAAAUUCCUUUGAGAAAGCUACUCCCUAGGCAGACUGAAAUGUUCUUCCACUGGAGAAUUUUAAAAUUUUGGUUCAUGUUAGCACCAUUGAAACUAGUUAUUUCCUUUUUAUUUUGUUC
Molecule: messenger RNA, 2094 nt
Organism: Lycium barbarum (goji berry)
Lineage: Eukaryota; Viridiplantae; Streptophyta; Magnoliopsida; Solanales; Solanaceae
Product: dual specificity protein phosphatase 1-like
Exons: 8
Coding region: 554-1225 (223 amino acids)
Biological process (GO): negative regulation of MAPK cascade; protein dephosphorylation
Cellular component (GO): cytoplasm
Molecular function (GO): protein tyrosine/threonine phosphatase activity; MAP kinase tyrosine/serine/threonine phosphatase activity
Source: RefSeq, a predicted model, not a curated record